AUGCAUCUUCUCUACGUUAAAACUCAAGAGCUGAGGGAAUUCUUUGGAGAUAAAAUUCCACACUACGCCAUUCUUUCGCACACGUGGGAAGAGGAAGAAGUAACAUUAAAAGACCUUCAAACCCCAGAGCAUAAAAGCAAGCGGGGAUACGUCAAAAUUCAGCAGACAUGCCGCCUAGCAGCACGCCAGGCGAUCAACUCGAUGUUCGACUGGUACCGCAACGCCGAAGUAUGCUUUGUGUUUCUAGCUGACGUUCCACCUCCGCAGCCCGGUGAGGACAUCGAAGAAACAGUCCGCCGAGCCCGUUGGCUUACUAGGGGAUGGACUUUGCAGGAAUUCCUAGCUUCACGGCGCAUUAUAAUACUUGAUUCAGCAUGGCAAAAUAUCAAGCGAGGUAAUUUUCGAGCCAUAUCUUCCCUCAACAAUGGAUUGUUUGUUUUCACCUUUGAGUUUACACUACUGGGCUAUUUCACGGGCAUUGGCGUGGACACAUGGAGGGAUGCGGCCAUAUCCACGAAAUUAUCGUGGGCAGCCAGGCGGCAAACCUCAAGGACGGAAGAUAUGGCAUAUUGUCUUCUUGGUCUUCUAGAUAUUAAUAUGCCCCUUCUUUACGGAGAAGGCACUCGGGCUUUCACCCGCCUACUUGAAGAAGUCAUGAAAAAAUCCAAUUCGCACGAUCUACUCUGGUAA
This is a messenger RNA of Xylaria bambusicola, 690 nucleotides long. RefSeq names its product heterokaryon incompatibility protein-domain-containing protein. The transcript is spliced from 3 exons. Bases 1 to 690 code for a protein of 229 amino acids. The record is from RefSeq and is a predicted model, not a curated record. Lineage: Eukaryota; Fungi; Ascomycota; Sordariomycetes; Xylariales; Xylariaceae.